UCCUGUCUGUCUGUACGACCCCGUCUGUUUCCAUGGCAAAGUCGAUGAGUCUGCUGUGGGGGGCUGGAUCCCCUCCCUGCUGGCGACUUAUGAUCACUCUGGAGGAAAAGAAGCUGCAGGGCUACAAACACAAGCUGCUGUCUUUUGAGGAGGGAGAGCACAAAUCCCAGGAAGUGUUGGAAAUCAACCCGAGAGGACAGCUUCCUGCCUUCAAACAUGGAGACAACAUACUGAAUGAGUCCAGUGCAGCAUGUUUAUACCUGGAGAAUCAGUUCAAGUCUCAGGGCAACAAGCUGAUCCCUGACAGUCCUGCAGAGCAAGCACAGAUGUUCCAACGCAUGAUGGAGGGUCUCCCAUUCACUGAUAAACUCAAUUCAGUCAUCUACUAUGAGUGGUUUGUCCCUGAAGAGGAGAGACAUGAUUCUGCUGUGGAGAGAAACAAGGAAGCUCUGGCCACUGAACUCAAACUCUGGGAGGAAUACCUGCAGAAGGUGGCUGCAGGCUCAUACCUGGCGGGGGCCUUCUCUUUGGCUGAUGUGAUCGUCUUUCCAAACAUUGCUUAUGCGUUUCGUUUUGGGCUGUCUGUUGGACGUUACCCCAAACUGGCCAAAUAUUACAGCCUGCUGAAGGAUAGAGCCAGCAUUAAAGCCAGCUGGCCCCCACACUGGCUGGCCUGCCCAAGGGGUUUUGACAUCCUCAAGGAUCUCUGAAACACACACCUUCACCUUGGGUGACCAGAUCCCAACAAACCAAAUAUGGGACAAAGUAUGUUUGGGACAUGUUACCAAUGCUGAGAGGUAGUCUAAAAUGUUGAUAUAAUGUCUAUCUAACUUGAAUAAUAAA
Messenger RNA from Sebastes umbrosus (honeycomb rockfish), 843 nucleotides. Its product is annotated as glutathione S-transferase A-like. The record is from RefSeq and is a predicted model, not a curated record. Bases 33 to 710 code for a protein of 225 amino acids. Gene Ontology annotation, molecular function: glutathione binding; glutathione transferase activity. Lineage: Eukaryota; Metazoa; Chordata; Actinopteri; Perciformes; Sebastidae. Gene Ontology annotation, cellular component: cytoplasm. The transcript is spliced from 6 exons.